AUGUCAUCUACCGUCGAUGUGCAAACAACUAUUAAGGCCACUCAUUGGCUGAACUAUGUUUUCGCAAUCCCAAUGAUCAUCUUUGGACUCAUCGGAUCAAUCUUAACAGCUUUAGUUUUUGCCAGACGCCGAGCAUUUUGGCAAAAUCCAAUCAUCACAACAAUUCAUCGUCUGAUUGUUCUUGCGAAUGGAUUUGGAAUAGUUUUAUGCUGCUCUGAAGAACCGUUUCCAUAA
Messenger RNA from Adineta ricciae, 234 nucleotides. NCBI's taxonomy places the organism in Eukaryota, Metazoa, Rotifera, Eurotatoria, Adinetida, Adinetidae. The record is from the annotation of a GenBank genome assembly.